CGCCCCCGCGGCGCGCGCCGUGCGUCCGGCUGUUGCGGAUAAAGUUUGAAGCGGAGCCGCCGCGGUCACGUGCGCGGAAGAUGGCGGCCCCGGCGGGCGGCGGAGGCGCCGCGGUGUCGGUGCUGGCCCCGAACGGGCGGCGCCACACGGUGAAGGUGACGCCGAGCACCGUGCUGCUGCAGGUUCUGGAGGACACGUGCCGGCGGCAGAACUUCAACCCCAGUGAAUACGAUCUGAAGUUUCAGAGGAACGUGCUGGACCUCUCUGUGCAGUGGAGGUUUGCCAACCUGCCUAACAAUGCUAAGCUGGAGAUGGUGCCCGCCUCCCGGACCCGCGAGGGGCCCAAGAACAUGGUCCGCAUCGCUGUGCAGCUGGACGACGGCUCCAGGCUGCAGGACACUUUCUGUUCGGGCCAGACCCUCUGGGAGCUUCUCAGCCAUUUUCCACAGACCAGGGAGUGCCUGCAGCGGCCGGGCGGGGCAACGCCCAUGUGCGUGUACAUGCGGGACGAGGUGACCGGCGGAGCAGCGCUGCGGACCACGACCCUGCAGUCGCUGGGCCUCACCGGGGGCAGUGCCACCAUCAGGUUUGCCACGAAGAGCUGUGACCCUGCGGGCACGCCGGAGCCCGGGGCGGCCGGGGGCAAGGUCUCCGGGAGCCCAACCUCCUCUGCGUCGGCCGGGCAGGCGGCUAGCAGCCCCCUGCUUCCGUUGAACUCGGGGGAGCUCAGCAGGGGGGACCUGGGCCGUCCGGACGACGCGGGCACCACGGGGACCAGCCAUGCGGACAGCCUGGGCCUGAAGGCAGCAGACAUGGAGGCGGAGCCGAGCAGGAAGGCGUCCGUGCCUGCCCCCUUCGUCCCUUUCUCUGGCGGGGGUCAGCGACUGGGGGGCCCUACUGGGUCCACGAGGUCUCUGCCGGCGCCUUCGGCCAAACUGCCCAAGUCCCUCUCCAGCCCUGGAGGCCCCUCCAAGCCGAAGAAGUCCAAGCCCGGCCAGGAACCCCAGCGGGAGCCAGAGCCGCCCGAGGACCAGGCGCCCGUGGACCGGGAGCCGGUGGUGUGCCACCCGGACCUGGAGGAGCUGCUGCAGGCCUGGCCGGCAGAGCUGCCCGACGAGUUCUUCGAGGUGACGGUGGACGACGUGCGGAGACGCCUGGCCCAGCUCAAGAGCGAGCGGAAGCGCCUGGAAGAAGCCCCACUGGUGACCAAGGCCUUCCGGGAGGCCCAGAUGAAGGAGAAGCUGGAGCGCUACCCAAAGGUGGCUCUGAGGGUCCUGUUCCCUGACCGCUACAUCCUGCAGGGCUUCUUCCGCCCCAGCGAGACAGUAGGGGAUUUGCGAGACUUUGUGAGAAGCCACCUGGGGAACCCAGAGCUGCCGUUUCACCUGUUCAUGGCCCCUCCGAAGACUGUGCUGGACGACCACGCGCUGACCCUCUUCCAGGCGAACCUCUUCCCUGCUGCCCUCGUGCACUUUGGAGCCGAGGAGCCUGCAGGUCUCUACCUGGACCCCAGGCUGUUGGAACACACUGUGUCCCCUUCUGCCGCUGAUGUGCUGGUGGCCAGGUGCAUGUCCAGGGCCGCUGGGUCCCCAUCCCCAUUGCCAGCCCCUGACGCUGCAGCCCUCGAGUCCAAGCUGACUGCUGAGGAGGGGGUGAUGGGCCCCCUGGAGCCCACCCCAGGCACAGCCCAGCCUGUGAGGAGGAGCCUGGGCAAGGUGCCCAAGUGGCUGAAGCUGCCAGCCAGCAAGAGGUGAGAGCUGCCAGCCCAGGAGCCCAUUCUGCCGGCCUCAGGACCCCCAACCCCUCACCCUGGUGGGAAUAAAGACUCGCGCUUCUCUCGAGA
This is a messenger RNA of Microcebus murinus (gray mouse lemur), 1843 nucleotides long. It is a transcript of the gene ASPSCR1, whose product is annotated as ASPSCR1 tether for SLC2A4, UBX domain containing. Gene Ontology annotation, biological process: intracellular protein transport; glucose homeostasis. Gene Ontology annotation, cellular component: vesicle membrane; nucleus; cytoplasm. The record is from RefSeq and is a predicted model, not a curated record. Gene Ontology annotation, molecular function: protein binding. Lineage: Eukaryota; Metazoa; Chordata; Mammalia; Primates; Cheirogaleidae.